AUGUCGGCGGCAGCGCAACCAUCCCCCUUACCGCGCACCCCCUCGACCCGACGUCAGCAGCAACCUCCUCCUCAGAGCUACAACUCCCCCGACCGCGACGCGCGACCACACCGCACCCAGAGCGCCACUUCCCGCUCGAACAAUGCUGCACCCAGCUCACCGCGCCGCUCAAUGUCGUCCUCACAGCAAGGUGCACCUCCACCGCCCUCCAGCGCAUCACACAGUCGCACUCCCUCGAGCAACCUGCAGAAUGUAGCGCAGCGCGACUUUGAGCAGUCCAACGUUGCCCGGCCGGCUAGCACGCGACGUAGCGAGUCGCAUGACCGACCGGUCAAUGGAUCGCGGAGAGAGAACGAUGCUCGAGGGCAUGCGCGCACGCAUUCGAGGUACUCGGAGCAGCCGACUCCUGCAUCCACCAUUAGUUCCGCAGAUCAGAGCAGUAGACCACCUGCGCCACCUACAAAUGUCCGAAGACGCAAGUCGAUUGACGCGACAACAGGACAUUGGGAGCUUGGUAAGACCAUCGGUGCAGGCAGUAUGGGCAAAGUGAAGCUCGCCCGUAAUAAGGAGACGGGCGAGCAUGUAGCGGUCAAGAUCGUGCCGCGUCAGAGCACCGACGGCGAGCACCGUACGAUCGCUGAGCGAGAACGAGCAGAUCAUUCGAAGGAGAUCCGGACGGCGCGAGAGGCAGCCAUUGUCACCCUCGUCGACCACCCGUACAUCUGCGGCAUGCGGGAUGUCGUGCGCACAAACUACCAUUGGUACAUGCUGUUCGAGUACGUCAACGGCGGACAGAUGCUCGACUACAUCAUCAGCCACGGCCGUCUUAAGGAGAAGCAAGCGCGCAAGUUCGGGCGGCAGAUUGCGAGCUCGCUCGACUACUGCCAUCGGAACUCGAUCGUCCACCGCGAUCUGAAGAUUGAGAACAUCCUGAUCAGUAAGAAUGGCGAUAUCAAGAUCAUCGACUUCGGCUUGUCGAAUCUGUUCAGCCCGAGGAACUAUCUCAAGACAUUCUGUGGGUCGUUGUAUUUCGCUGCGCCGGAGCUGUUACAGGCGAAGCAGUAUACAGGCCCUGAAGUUGACGUCUGGAGCUUCGGAAUUGUGUUGUAUGUGCUGGUAUGCGGCAAGGUGCCGUUCGAUGACCAGAGCAUGCCACAGCUGCAUGCGAAGAUCAAGAAGGGCUUUGUUGAGUACCCGCCGUGGCUUAGUCCUGAAUGCCGGAACCUCAUAGCACGAAUGCUCACCACGAACCCCAGCGAGCGAGCGACACUGCAGGACAUUAUGAACCAUCCGUGGAUGACUAAGGGUUUCAACGGUCCGCCAGACAAUUACCUCCCCUCUCGCAAGCCGGUUCAGCUUCCACUUGAUCCAGCUAUAAUCGACAAGAUGACGGGCUUUGAUUUCGGAGCUGCCGAUGUCAUUACAGCACAGCUCACCAAGAUUAUCGAGUCGGAAGACUACCAGCGCGCCAUUCGGAAUCUCGAGAAGAGAAAUGUCCUGCAAACGCCAGAGGUUGAGAAGAAACGAGGCGUCUUUGACUUUUACAAGAGACGCAACUCGAUCAAUAGCCGGGAUACGUUGAACACACCAUCCAGUGAAGCGGUGCAGCUGGGCCAGGAUCCGGUCAACGCCUUCCAUCCUCUCAUCUCCAUCUACUAUCUUGCGCAGGAGAAGCAGGAGCGUGAAGCAAGAGAGAAGAAUCCAGGUGCUCUGGCGAUGCCACAGGAUCCGAACGAGAAGCUGACGAAACUGCCUGACCUACCUGCUGCGCCUGAAGCAGCCUACACGAACGCCCACACAGCUGAGAUGGCUGGUGAGAAGCCGACUGGUGGCCGCUCGAGGCCUAGAGCCAGGACCCACGGCGAAGACGAGGUGCAGCAGGGACUGCAGAAUUUGAACGUCAAUAAUGCACCGAACCCCACGAUUGUAGAGCCGGAGCAGCCGGCAUCGUUACCCGCGAGGAAGGAGAGCGCGGCGGCAGGCCUUUUGCGGAGGCUUAGUACGCGGAGGCACAAGGAACCGCCGGAGCGACUGGAGCGGGAGAAGGAGAGGAGCGAGAAGGUCAGUCAUCCGCCUUCGUCGCUCGCGGCAUAUGGUAGCUCGGACACUCCUAGGAAGAGUUUCUCCGUGCGGCGAACAAGAGAUAGGGAUGGUCCUAGCACCAGGGAGAGGGAGUCCAGUGCCACGAGACCAGAGAGCUCACAGGGCGCUAAGGGCGAGAUGUUGUCUCCUCAGCCGGCUGGCGGUGAUGGCUCGGGCGAGAAGAAGCGUACCCAUGGCCUUGGACGGAGUGUCAGCGUCAACUCGAGCGAUAUCCGCCGACGCUUGACCCGUAGAGGUGCCUCGGAGGGUGCGUCAAUGCGUCCGCCCAUGACGAGCAGCAGCACGCAGUCCUACGGGGCAACAACGGCGCCAGAGCAGGUUCGGAGGGAGGACCCAGCGUCCGAUGUAGAGAGUCGUCGGCCCCAAACUACUGGCUUCGCGAACCGCGCUCGUUCGAUGGGCCACAACAGACGAGAGAGCAUGCAAGCUCGCCGCGCCCAGCGCAACGCCGGUCGCCAGUCCGACGUACCCGAAGAAACGGACGCAGACAUCGCCGAAGAGAUCGACGGCCCAGGCGCCAGCGGAGGAAGUGCGAGUCCCACCGGCAUGAAGCCCGUGUACCUCAAAGGCCUCUUCAGCGUCUCCACGACCAGCAGUCGACCCCUCCCCGUCAUCCGAGCAGACAUCAUCCGCGUCCUCAAACAAUUAGGUGUCGAAUACCGCGAGAUCCGCGGCGGCUUCAGCUGCAAGCACUCCCCGAGUAUCGUAGGCGGAGACGAGAACAGCAACCCCCAAGCCACUUCGCCUCCAACAGCGUAUAGUGGACACCAGAGGAAAAUCUCAUUCGGCCGCCUGCAACGCAACACUGAUCGUGACGAGUUCCGCGCUCAACAGCGUGCAGUCCCCAAAAUGCCCAGCAUGACCUCCGAAGACGACGGCGGCCUCCCCUCCGACCCGGACGAACGCAGCGAGUACGAACCCGCUCGUUACGAAUCGCGCGGUGAGCGCGACAUCAACGCCCUCACCCCGCGCCCAACACAGUCCCGCCCGGCCGGCGAGACGAGCACGCACGUCCAAAGCGACAUGGGCAGCGGGAUGGCGCUGCGGUUCGAGAUUCUGUUGGUGAAAGUGCCGUUGUUGAGUCUGCACGGGGUGCAGUUCAAGAAGGUGGACGGGGGGACGUGGCAGUAUAAGAAUAUGGCGCAGAUGAUUUUGGGGGAGUUGCGACUUUAG
Messenger RNA from Saxophila tyrrhenica, 3276 nucleotides. RefSeq names its product Serine/threonine-protein kinase (gene KIN2). The coding region runs from base 1 to 3276 and encodes 1091 amino acids. Gene Ontology annotation, molecular function: protein serine/threonine kinase activity; tau-protein kinase activity; ATP binding. The transcript has 2 exons. Lineage: Eukaryota; Fungi; Ascomycota; Dothideomycetes; Mycosphaerellales; Extremaceae. Gene Ontology annotation, biological process: microtubule cytoskeleton organization; protein phosphorylation; intracellular signal transduction. Gene Ontology annotation, cellular component: cytoplasm. The record is from RefSeq and is a predicted model, not a curated record.